UGGUGCAUAAAGGGUGCGUUUAUGCAGCAGCGGCUCUCUGCCAGUGUCAAUCUGCAUCAAUGGUCCAUGGUUAUUAUCACAGAGCAAUAUAAGUUCUAUUUAGAACGAUUUUAUGUAACUAGUUCGAUACGGAUCAACCUUUGAGCGGAUUUAUGGGCCAUUGUGACAUGCAUUCCGGUUAUCAAUAUCAUGUUUUUAUUAUGUCCACUCGAUUUGAUUCGAUAAGUCAGUUGUCAAUUAUCGCUCUACCAGUGCGCCCCGAGACUACGACGAUUGGGGUUUAAUGACCGCAACCCCCAUACCGAGAGAAACGCUUACCGAGCCCGGGGGCUUCGACAUCUAGCCGCGCUGCUAGCAGCCUACGGGUACAAUAAUCACCAUGGACCUCUGUGGAAACUUGAUACUCGUCGUUGCGUUUUUUACUUCCGGGUUGUAUGCGUUUCCGUUCGUCCAGCACAAGUACCAUGACUUUGACGAGCUGACGUCAGUUAUGACGUCACUUGCGAAUACGUACAACAAUACAACGCAUCUUUACAGCAUCGGGAAGUCAGUUGAGGGCAGAGACCUUUGGGUUAUUGCGAUCGCAGGCAACAAACCAGACGCGAUCGUACCCCGAAGACCUGACGUGAAGUUCAUUGGCAACAUGCAUGGGAACGAGGUUGUUGGUAAAGAGAAUCUGCUACAUUGCAUCGAGUAUCUACUCGUGAGCUAUGAAGCCAUGGACAGUGAAGUAAUGAAUCUCAUGGACAAUACGAGGAUCCAUAUACUGCCCUCUAUGAACCCGGACGGACUCGAGAUGGCUACCGAAACAGACAGCUGCCUUGGAAGUAUCGGCAGGAAUAACGCAAGAGGGCGCGAUCUCAACCGUAACUUCCCGGAUUUCUUCGAGCCGGACGAUAUCGUCAGAGAGCCCGAGACACUUGCCAUCAUGGAAUGGAUCCAAAGUAUCCAGUUUGCUCUCACCGUCAACUUUCAUGGUGGCGCCCUUGUGGCCAACUACCCAUUCGACAACGUGCUUCCAGAGGACCGUGACCCAUCAGACUCGUCCCAGUACAGCAUAAGCCCCGAUGAUGUCUUCUACAGAGAGAUGAGCUCAACCUAUGCCCAGAACCAUCCCAGAAUGCACCUCAAGCAAGAGAACCGAUGCGAUGGGUGGGACGGUGAAGGGUUUGAAGGUGGGAUUACCAACGGAGCUGACUGGUACAUCGUUAAAGGUAGCAUGCAAGAUUAUAACUAUAUUUACCAUGGCUGCAUGGCAAUACUAGUGGAGUUAUCUUGCUGCAAGUAUCCCAAUGCCUCAGGUCUACCAGAGUUCUGGAAUGAAAAUCGACGAUCCAUGCUAGCAGUUCUCCAACAAGUCCACAGAGGCGUGAAAGGGAUUGUGACCGAUAACGACACGGAUGAACCGAUAGAGGGCGCCCUUGUUUCGCUGGCUGGGCAGCCUGUUCCACCAUACCCCUCCUCGACUACAUCUUUAGGAGAAUACUGGAAGCUUUUGCCUGAAGGAACAUUUACUUUACAUGUUUCCAAGGACGGCUACGUCAGCGAGUCGGUGAACAUCAGUGUUCUAGCAAGCGUGAAUCCAGACGAUGUCGUCAUCGUAGACUUGUCCCUAGUCGCCUCACCUACCUCAUCUGCAGUUUGUUUACAUCAUCAAUCAAUAGUCACCGUGGCAACCCUGUUUUUGUCAAGUUAUUUUCUCAACUUAUUGAUAUGAUGUCAGCAAAGUUGGUUUGCAUCAAAAGACUGACUUUAAUAGAGUGAUUUUGUUUUAAGCAUUACAUUUUUGAAUCACGAUGUGUAAUAAAA
Molecule: messenger RNA, 1809 nt
Organism: Asterias rubens (European starfish)
Lineage: Eukaryota; Metazoa; Echinodermata; Asteroidea; Forcipulatida; Asteriidae
Product: carboxypeptidase D-like
Exons: 8
Coding region: 380-1717 (445 amino acids)
Biological process (GO): proteolysis
Cellular component (GO): cell surface
Molecular function (GO): metallocarboxypeptidase activity; zinc ion binding
Source: RefSeq, a predicted model, not a curated record